AUGGGCUGGAAUGGGCGCUCCCGGCCCCCAGCGCCACGGCCGCCCCAAGGAGGUGCAGCAGCUGCCCCGGUGCAGCACGUGUUCCCCGCCCCCGUGCCCUACGUGGAGGGGGCGACGGCUCCUACCCCCACGGCCAUCCGCUCGGGCUCGUUCCCGUUCCCGGAGCCCCCCCUGUUCGGGCAGAGCUCGGGGGGCUUCUACGAGGCCGGGGCUCGCAGGCCCCCGCGAGGCGCAGCCGUGCCCAUGUUCGUGGCGGGGAGGGGCGGGGGCCUGAUCCUGGGCGCUGCCCCCGCCCCGCCCCCGCGCCCCCAGGGCGGCGCCGGCACCCAGGACCCCGGGACCCCGGCCCCGCCCCCGCCGGCACCUACGUCAUCCAGGGGGCUACAUGAGGGCGGGCGCGGCCUACGCGCACACCACCCGCGCCUCCCCGCCACGGUGCAGUGGCUGCUGGACAACUACGAGACGGCGGAGGGGGUGAGCCUGCCCCGCAGCGCCCUGUACUGCCACUACCUGCUGCACUGCCAGGGCCACAAACUGGAGCCCGUCAACGCCGCCUCCUUCGGCAAACUCAUCCGCUCCGUCUUCAUGGGGCUGCGCACGCGCCGCCUCGGCACCAGGGGUAACUCCAAGUACCACUACUACGGGCUGCGCAUCAAGGCGGGGUCGCCGCUGCUGCGGCUCGUGGAGGACCAGCAGCACCUGGCCAUGCGCCAGCAGCCCUUCGCCCAGAAACAGCGGCUGAAGCCGGUGCAGAAAGUGGAGGGGGUCACUAAUGGGGUGUCGGCGGGCCCGGCCCCCGGCAUCCCCGACAUCAGUGCCCAGGUGCAGCAGUACCAGCAGUUCCUGGAUGCCUCCCGGACCCUGCCCGAGUUCCCCGAGCUGGACGUGCAGGGCAAGGGGGUCCCCGAGGGCGCGGGGGCCGAGGACCUGCGGGUGUUCCAGCAGCUCUACCGGGAGCACUGCGAGGCCAUCGUGGACGUGAUGAUCAACCUGCAGUUCUCGCUGGUGGAGACGCUCUGGAAGAGCUUCUGGCGCUGCAGUGGGGAGACAGAGGCGCAGGAGGAGGCCGAGCGGCGCCUGCCCCGGCGGCGGUUGCUGCUCCUGGCGCGGCACGAGCCCGUCCUGCGCUGGGUGCGCGACUGCGACCACUGCCUGUACCAGGGGCUGGUGGAGAUCCUGGUGCCCGACGUGCUGCGCCCCAUCCCCAGUGCCUUGACCCAGGCGAUCCGUAACUUCGCCAAGAGCCUGGAGAGCUGGUUGGGGAACGCCAUGGUCAGCGUGCCUGAGGAGAUGGUCCGGGUCAAGGCGGCGGCGGCCGGGGCGUUCGCGCAGACCCUGCGCAGGUACACGUCCCUCAACCACCUGGCCCAGGCGGCCAGGGCUGUGCUGCAGAACACGGCCCAGAUCAGCCAAAUGCUCAGCGACCUCAACAGGGUGGACUUUGCCAACGUGCAGGAGCAGGCAGCCUGGGUGUGCCGCUGCGAGGCGCGGGUGGUGCAGCGCCUGGAGCAGGAUUUCAAGGCCACGCUGGGCCAGCAGCACUCGCUGGAGCAAUGGGCGGCCUGGCUGGACGCCGUGGUGGGCCGGGUGCUGCGCCCCCACCUCGGCACCCCCGGGCUGCCCCGGGCGGCCAAGCUCUUCCUGCUCAAGUGGUCCUUCUACAGCUCGAUGGUGAUCCGGGACCUGACCCUGCGAAGCGCCGCCAGUUUCGGCUCCUUCCACCUGAUCCGGCUGCUGUACGACGAGUACAUGUACUACCUGGUGGAGCAGCGCGUGGCCCGGGCGCGGGGCACCUGUCCCAUCGCCGUCAUGGGCGAGUUUGCCAACCUGACGAGCUCCCUGAACUCGCUGGACCCCGACAAAGAUGAGGAGGAGGAGGAGGAGGAGGAGAGCGACGAGGAGCUGCCGGCAGAGCUGGGGCUGGGAGGGGCGAGGGCCGGCGCUGCCCCGGACCCUCUGGAGCCACCGCUGGAGCCCCUGGAGCCGCCCUGGAGCCCCCCGGCCAAACUGCCCCGCGCCGACUCCUCGCGGGCUCUUCUGCAGGCGCUGCCUCGAGCUGAGCCCCCCGGCCCCAGGGGACAAUGUGCCUUAGCGACGCCGGGACCUGCCAAACCCUCCCCCGCUGCCUUACGCCCCUCCCCCGCAUGA
Messenger RNA from Myiozetetes cayanensis, 2148 nucleotides. Its product is annotated as MHC class II regulatory factor RFX1-like. The record is from RefSeq and is a predicted model, not a curated record. Gene Ontology annotation, cellular component: nucleus. Gene Ontology annotation, biological process: regulation of transcription by RNA polymerase II. Gene Ontology annotation, molecular function: DNA-binding transcription factor activity, RNA polymerase II-specific; RNA polymerase II cis-regulatory region sequence-specific DNA binding. NCBI's taxonomy places the organism in Eukaryota, Metazoa, Chordata, Aves, Passeriformes, Tyrannidae.